CCUGCAGCGCCUUCGGUCUUCAACUAUCUAAUUCCAAUCCUCACAACCGUCUACUCCAAUCUUUUCCCAAAGACAAAAACCUCCCCAACCCCCUCAGCAACCAUGCAGUUCACCACUUUCCUCGCCGUCAUGGCUCCCAUCAUCGCCACCGUCCAGGCCGGCUGCUACAGCGGCGGAGACUCCUGGGGCGGAGACCAGGGAGUCGCCAACUCUGUCGUCGACCAGAUCUGCAACGGCGGGGGCGUCAGCGGAUCUUUCCAGGGCGGCCAGACCAAGUACGCCUGCCGCCAGCUCUCGGGCUCCAAGAAGGGCGAGUUCUGGGUUCGAUGGACCGGCGCCGGGACCUUGUCCCUCAACGACGGCGACUGCAGGCUCCGCCUAAAGAACGAGAUCAAUGGCUGCUCCAACGGUGGAGAGAGCACUGUCGCCGGAUGGUUCUUCAGGUCCGACCCCAACGGUGGCGCCUGCUAAGCAAGCAACUGAGCUAUCAGGAAUCCUAAGACUAGGAUGAAGCUCCCGUGAGGAGAUGGGUGGGUGGUUGGAUAGGUGGACGGGUGGAUGGAUGGAUGAAUG
Molecule: messenger RNA, 573 nt
Organism: Aaosphaeria arxii CBS 175.79
Lineage: Eukaryota; Fungi; Ascomycota; Dothideomycetes; Pleosporales
Exons: 2
Coding region: 103-471 (122 amino acids)
Source: RefSeq, a predicted model, not a curated record